AUGUGUACUUUGCAAUCUGCCAACGUUGGAAAUCAUACAACUUCCAGGCUGAGUCGAGAGCUGUUGUCGCUAGACUUACCCCGCCUGUAUCCACUUGAGAAACAGUUCGGGUCUUCUUUCAUUUUUAUCUCCAAAAUCGGUGCCUGA
Messenger RNA from Penicillium digitatum Pd1, 147 nucleotides. The record is from RefSeq and is a predicted model, not a curated record. Lineage: Eukaryota; Fungi; Ascomycota; Eurotiomycetes; Eurotiales; Aspergillaceae.